AUGGCGGUCCGUGCAUCAUUCGAGAACAGCAACGAAGUCGGCGUCUUCGCCUCCCUCACCAACGCCUACGCCCUCGUCGCCGUCGGCGCGUCCGAAAACUUCUACUCCAUCUUCGAAGCCGAGCUGCAAGACGUCAUCCCCAUCUGCCACUGCACCAUCGCCGGCACGCGCAUCGUCGGCCGCCUGACCGCGGGGAACCGCAAAGGCUUGCUCGUCCCUACUACGACUACGGACCAGGAGCUGCAGCAUUUGCGAAAUUCCAUCCCGGACGAGGUGAAGAUACAAAGGAUCGAGGAGCGGUUGUCAGCGCUGGGGAAUGUCAUCUGCGCGAACGAUCAUGUGGCGCUCGUGCACCCGGAUCUAGAGCGGGAGAGCGAGGAGAUAAUCGCAGACGUGCUGGGUGUGGAGGUGUUCAGACAGACGAUUGCGGAUAACGUGCUCACGGGGUCGUACAUGGCGCUGUCGAACCAGGGCGGGAUCGUGCAUCCGAAGACCUCGAUACAGGACCAGGACGAGCUGUCGAGUCUGCUGCAGGUGCCGCUGGUGGCCGGGAGUGUGAAUCGCGGGAGUCCCGUGGUGGGCGCGGGGAUGGUGGUGAAUGACUGGAUGGCGGUGACGGGGUUGGACACGACGGCCACGGAGCUGAGUGUGAUUGAGUCGGUGUUUAAGCUUGGGGAGGGCAGUGGGCCGGGGGCGAUCAAUACGACGAAUAAGGAGACGAUGGUUGAGUCGUUCUACUGA
Saxophila tyrrhenica is the source of this 741-nucleotide messenger RNA. It is a transcript of the gene TIF6, whose product is annotated as Eukaryotic translation initiation factor 6. Gene Ontology annotation, biological process: ribosomal subunit export from nucleus; assembly of large subunit precursor of preribosome; maturation of LSU-rRNA. NCBI's taxonomy places the organism in Eukaryota, Fungi, Ascomycota, Dothideomycetes, Mycosphaerellales, Extremaceae. The record is from RefSeq and is a predicted model, not a curated record. Bases 1 to 741 code for a protein of 246 amino acids. Gene Ontology annotation, cellular component: cytosol; nucleolus; preribosome, large subunit precursor. Gene Ontology annotation, molecular function: ribosomal large subunit binding. The transcript has a single exon.